AUGUCGGGUAGACACGAGAAAGAGAAGGGGGUCAAUGUCCAGGUGCUUCUCCGUUGCAGACCGUUUAGUGAGGAUGAGUUGCGGAACAACGCUCCGCAGGUCGUGACCUGUAGCGAUUACCAGAGAGAGGUGUCGGUUUCACAAAAUAUCGCUGGGAAACACAUAGAUAGAGUUUUUACAUUUGACAAGGUUUUCGGACCCAACGCACAACAAAAGGAUCUCUAUGAACAAGCUGUUGUCCCCAUAGUUAAUGAGGUAUUGGAAGGUUUCAACUGUACUAUCUUUGCUUAUGGGCAAACAGGUACUGGAAAAACUUAUACCAUGGAGGGUGAAUGUAAGAGGUCGAAGAGUGGACCGAAUGGGGAAUUGCCUUUGGGAGCAGGAGUCAUACCUAGAGCAGUUAAGCAGAUUUUUGACACAUUGGAGAGUCAAAAUGCAGAAUACAGUGUGAAAGUCACUUUCCUGGAGUUGUACAAUGAAGAAAUCACCGACUUGCUAGCCCCCGAAGAGAUUUCAAAGAUUGCCUUAGAGGACAAGCAGAAAAAGCAGUUGCCACUUAUGGAAGAUGGGAAAGGUGGUGUUCUUGUUAGAGGACUAGAAGAGGAAAUUGUGACAAGUGCUAAUGAAAUUUUCACUUUACUUGAAAGGGGAUCUGCUAAACGUCGAACUGCAGAAACUUUAUUAAACAAACAAUCUAGUCGAUCACAUUCUUUGUUUUCCAUAACGAUACACAUUAAGGAAGCAACACCUGAAGGUGAAGAGCUAAUAAAAUGUGGCAAAUUGAAUUUGGUUGAUUUAGCUGGUUCAGAGAACAUCUCUCGCUCUGGCGCUAGGGAGGGCAGGGCAAGAGAAGCUGGAGAAAUAAAUAAAAGUUUGCUGACAUUAGGACGAGUAAUAAAUGCUCUUGUGGAGCAUCUUGGACAUGUACCUUACAGGGAUAGCAAACUCACAAGGUUACUCCGUGAUUCACUUGGAGGUAGAACCAAGACCUGCAUUAUUGCAACCGUGUCUCCGGCUGUUCAUUGUCUUGAGGAGACCCUAAGCACACUAGACUAUGCUCACAGGGCUAAGAAUAUAAGGAAUAAGCCUGAGGUGAACCAGAAGAUGAUGAAAUCAACUCUGAUUAAGGAUCUCUAUGGUGAAAUAGAUCGGCUUAAGGCAGAAGUUUAUGCUACUCGAGAAAAGAACGGGGUCUACAUCCCUAAGGAGAGAUACUACCAGGAGGAGAGUGAGAGGAAGGCAAUGGCUGAUCAGAUUGAACAAAUGGGAGUUACUAUUGAAAACCAUCAGAAGCAACUGGAGGAAUUGCAAGCUAAAUAUGAGGGUCAGGUUCAACAGUGCUCUGAUUUGAGUAACAGACUUGACGCAACCAAAAAAGACUUGAAACAGACCAGUGAAUUGUUGGCAAAUACGGAAAAUGAAUUGAGACAAUGCAAGUAUUCCCUCAAGGAACGGGACUUUAUCAUAUCUGAGCAGAAAAAAGCAGAGAAUGCACUGGCUCAUCAAGCAUGUGUGUUACGGGCUGACCUGGAAAAAUCCCUCAAGGAUAAUGCUUCACUAUUUCUGAAAAUUGCCAGAGAGGACAAACUGAAUGAGGAUAACAGGUCAACUGUGGACACGUUUCAGGCUGAGCUGGUGCAGCAGCUUGGUACUCUUUGUAACACAUUGGCCACAUCGAUUUCUCACCAAAGCGAACACCUCCAGUGUGUUGAAAAUCUCUGUAACUCUUUUCUGGAAGUACAUGAUAAGGCUGCCAUAAAUUUAAAGAAGAAAGUAAGUGCUUCAAGGGCUCUGUAUAUCUCCCAUUUUGAGGCUGUACAGAAUGUUGUAAGGCUGCAUAAGGCCAAUACAAAUGCUGCUUUGGAUGAAAUAUCAGUUUUGGCUUCAUCAAAUUCAUGCUCUGUUGAAGAAUUUUUAGCUGCAGAGUCUGUUGAAGUGAAUUCAGUUUUCAGUGAUAUUCAGGAAACUCUAUCUAGUCAUCAAGGGGAAAUGGCACACUUAGCCAGAGAGCUUCGACAGAAAUUUAAUGCUAGUAUUGAGCACUUGAUGGAUACCUCGGAAAAUAUUCAUGGAUUUCUUGAUAAGCUUUUGGAAGAAUCAAAACGGUUUGAAGGACAUGUAAAUCAGGUUGACGAAAUGCAGACUAAGUGUAUCGUUGAAUUUCAGAAUGCUUAUGAGGAACAAUCUAAGUCAGAUGUGGAGAAGCUUAUUGCUGAUAUGACCUCUCUAGUCUCCAAAUGCAUGCAUCGCCAAAAAGAGAUGGUGGAUGCAAGGCUUGGUGAUCUCAGAGAAAGUAUAAAUGGAAACAAAGCUUUUGUGGAUGGGCAUCUUUCAAAGAUGGAAAGUAUUACAACAGAUCUGAAACGGAAAUGGCAGGAUUCCUUCACACAAGCGGAGAAUAAUUAUAAGGACAAUGCUGACUUCUCUGCUGCUAAGCAUUGUCGUAUGGAGUUACUUCUGCAAAAAUGUGUAAACACUGCCGAUACAGCUUUAGAGAGGUGGCAAAGAACACAAAAAUCAUUGAACGACAUGGGAAGUCAACAUGCCACCAUGAUUGCUUCACAUAUUAGGAACAUGUGCAACAGUAACGAACAACAUGACGCUGAAAUUGACUCUGCAAGGGUUACAGUUGAAGAAGAUAUCACAAAGAACAGUGAAGGCAUCCUUCAGUGUUUUGAUGGCAUGUCAGAGCAAGAGAGAGAAUAUGUUUCUGAAAUUUUAACGACUUCUAGAUUUCAUUCUGAAACUCUUGAGAUCCUUCAAAAAGAUCACUCUCAGCAGUCAGCCUGUAUCGAACAGCAUGCCGUUGAUACUUUCAGGCAAAAAUAUAUGGAUUAUGAGGUCACUGGCUCAACCCCAGUGAAAUCUGAGCAGGAUAUUCCUUGUAAGGCCACUAUCGAGUCACUACGAGCCAUGCCAGUGGAAGUCUUGCAAGAAGAAUUCCGAGAAAACCAUUCAAAUGAAUCUCUUCAAGUAAAGGAACCAAAGCCUUCGCUGAUUCCUCGCUCCCCACUUUCACAGAUCAACUAA
Molecule: messenger RNA, 3030 nt
Organism: Fraxinus pennsylvanica
Lineage: Eukaryota; Viridiplantae; Streptophyta; Magnoliopsida; Lamiales; Oleaceae
Source: the annotation of a GenBank genome assembly